Molecule: messenger RNA, 1011 nt
Organism: Lathyrus sativus (Indian pea)
Lineage: Eukaryota; Viridiplantae; Streptophyta; Magnoliopsida; Fabales; Fabaceae
Source: the annotation of a GenBank genome assembly
AUGCUGCUGCUUGUGAAGAAAUGGCUACAGCAAUGUCCAGUGCAGAGGCUGCUGCUUACAAAGGAUUACAACACUCUCGAUCCAAGGCCAAGUAAGGCUACUUUUGAAGUAACAACUCUUGUUGCUCUCUUGCAGAAGAUUAGCCCCAGGUUCAAAAAAGCAUUCCGAGAAAUAUUGGAAGGCAGGGCUUCUGCUCAUCCUUUUGAAAAUGUCCAGUCGUUGUUGCCACCUAAUUCUUGGCUUGGCUUGCACCCGAUUCCUGACCACAGACGCGAUGCUUCUAUGGCUGAGAACGCCUUGACUCUUCUAUAUGGAAGUGAGCCAAUUGGCAUGCAAAGAGACUGGAAUGAGGAGCUGCAAUCUUGUCGUGAAUUUUCUCAUACAACUCCACAGGAGAGGAUCUUGCGUGAUAGGGCACUUUAUAAAGUGACAUCAGACUUUGUUGAUGCAGCCAUUAAUGGUGCUACUGGAGUGAUCAGUGGCUGUAUUCCUCCUAUAAAUCCAACCGAUCCAGAAUGCUUUCACAUAUUGUGGUUUUCAAAUGGCAUGGUAUUAGAGACUCUAUGGCCAAAUGGUCUUCUGUCAUUGCUAGUUGCACACAAGGAACUUUCUGGAUUUGAGAGACCAUGGACUUCUAAUCCUCUCAUUUUUGACAACUCAUACUUCACUUUUACUAUGUCACCUGAAGAUGAGGAGAGAAAAUCAGAGGUGCAUGCUACGUUGGGUCGGCCAUUGAGAAACUAUUCGACAGUUGCUAUUUUGCAGUGUUACAUUGAUUCCAUGGUAGAUUCUAGAGGUUGGGAAGAGAUUCCGGGGCAGGGCACUGAUAAUGUCACCUAUGUGGAGUUUGAGAAUGUUGGACCUGGGUCAAACACGGAUGGUAGAGUGGAAUGGCAUGGUGUUAGAGUUCUUGGCAACCAUAAUCAAGCACUUGUUUUCACGGCUUCCUAUUUCUUGGAUGCUGACUCUUGGAUUCCCACUAGAGGUGUUCCUUAUGAUAGUGAACUAUAA